Messenger RNA from Gadus chalcogrammus (walleye pollock), 3869 nucleotides. Its product is annotated as fibulin-7. The transcript has 8 exons. NCBI's taxonomy places the organism in Eukaryota, Metazoa, Chordata, Actinopteri, Gadiformes, Gadidae. Bases 648 to 1982 code for a protein of 444 amino acids. Gene Ontology annotation, molecular function: calcium ion binding. The record is from RefSeq and is a predicted model, not a curated record.
ACUAUGGGCUGGGUUGACAAAAUUAACGUCUUUCGUGUUAUAGCAACUUUCUGUCAAUAAGUCUGUGAAGAGUUCGAUAACUGUAGAAAACUUUGUAAAUGUCAUAGAUAAGAUGGUCAGGCGUGACAAACGUUGGUUUUUGUGAAAUCAGAGGCAUGCAUACACGAAGAGGAUGACCCAAGCGGUCCAUACAAUAUUGGUGAGUUUUACGCCAUACAAUCCAUAAUCUAUAUUAAUAUAUUUAAGAGUUCCUAAUGCGACCAUACUCUCAGUAGCUUUCGGCUAAUCAUUGCUUAUAAUCGUGCCCUCAUAAUGGACAAGAUUUAACUUUUACUCUGAGACGCGGCUUAAUGGUUGAAGAGUCGCUCAGUGGGAGGGAUUAAGCAGGAAGCCUAGGUGGCGAGGAGAUCUGGAGCUCUGGAGCUCAGACACUGAACUGCAUCUCUGCACCCAGAGCACCUGAUGAGCAUCUUCUCAAGUUGGGCUGCAGACUUUCAGCGCACCUAUAACUUCGACCUGGCAACAUGCAUCGACUGGCUUGAUCGAAAUUGAUUGGGAUUAUUUUUUUUAUACCUGACGACGUUCAAAUCUUGGAAUAAUUUCUAAGCAGUUUCUUAUCAUAUUGUUGUGACUGCAUAACAUUGGAGAUGGUACUGUCGAUUUUCCGUUUCAAUUGUAUGCUUAUUCUCUGUCUGGCCGCAGUCUACAACUGCCAUGGUGCCGUUCAGAGCUGUAUGGACAAGCACCAGGUCGUGGGGGUUCUCCGUCAGAUGGAGAAGUUCCUGAAGGGCCAGGAGUUGAGGUUCACGGAGGGUCUGCGCAUCAUGAAGUCCAAGCUGGUGACCCUGCAGAACUCCGUGUCCAAGCUGCCCCAGGCGGACCAGUCUGCAGCCCCCACCACGUGCCCGACCUUGGAGGCUCCGGUCCACGGCAAGAAGUUCGGCUCCAAGUUCGUCGUGGGCCACGAGGUCCACUUCUCCUGUUCCCAUGGUUACCGCCUGGUGGGCCCUGGGACGCGCGUGUGCCAGGACAACGGCAGCUGGAGUGGCACCAGCACCCUCUGUAAAGAUUUGAGCGAAUGUGGGAGUAACCCCUGCCAGAACGGGGGUACCUGCGUGGAGGGGGUCAAGCAGUACAAGUGCACCUGCCCCGUGACCUGGAGUGGGUCUCAGUGCCAGCACCCCACCCAGACAGCCCCGCCUGAGUGGAGCGUCAUGAACGACCCGGCCUUCAGCCGACGGCCGCGCUGCGCCAAGGUGGACCAGGCCCAGCACUGCAGCUGCGACGCAGGCUUCCACAUGAGCGGCACCUCGGAUAACUCCAUCUGCCAGGACGUGAACGAGUGUGAGGUGUACCGACUGGACCAGGGCGGGAAGCUGUGCAUCCACGAGUGUGUGAACGUCCCCGGGUCCUACCACUGCGCCUGCCCCACCGGCUACAAGCUCCUCCUAGACGGACGGAGCUGCGAAGAUGUGGACGAGUGUCUGAGCCAGCAACACAACUGCAGCCGAGGGACCACGUGCAUCAACACUGGGGGGGCCUUCCAGUGUGUCAGCCCCGAGUGUCCCCCUGGCCAUGGCAACAUCAGCUACGUCAAGACCUCUCCCCUCCAAUGCGAGAGGAACCCCUGUCCCGUGACCAGCCGGCCCUGCCACAUGGCGCCCAAGACGGUGUCCUUCCACUACCUGUCCCUGCCCUCCAACCUGAAGACCCCCGCCACGCUGUUCCGCAUGGCCACCGCCAGCGCCCCCGGCCGCGCGGGCCCCGACAGCCUGCGCUUCGGCAUCGUCGGGGGCAACGCCCGCGGCACCUUCGUCAUGCAGCGGUCGGACCGGCAGACGGGCGAGCUGCUCCUGGUGCAGCAGCUGCGCGGGCCGCUGGACCUCAGCGUGGACGUGGACAUGUCCGAGUACAGCGAGCGCACCUUCCAGGCCAAGCACGUGGCCAAGGUGCACGUGCUGGUGUCCCCGUACAGCUUCUGAACGGGUGGGUGGGUCAGCGGGCCCCCCCCCCCCCCCCCCCCCCCCCCCCCGGGAGAGGGCGAGGACUUGAGAGGGGAUGGGGGUGGACGAAAACAACAAAAACAAAAGUUUGAUAAAUAUAUUAUAGAAGUAAAAGAAAGAGUAUGGAACCGGCGGUCUGUGGAGGCUGAUCGGGUAGUUGGCCGUGACGUUGCUUCAGUUAUCAGUUACCUAAGCUGUUUUGUUCGAGUGUCACGCGUUAUUGCUUGGGGGGCUUGGGGGAAGGGUGUCCGGUACUGAAAGAGAGAGCGCUGUGCCGUAGCGGAUUUAUUUUGUGGAUUAAUGUGAGAGAGGUGGAUUGAGUGGUUCAGAGGGAGAAGGUUGAUUAUGUAUUUUUUGUUGUUGAAGAUUCUCGUUUUUGUGUUUGUUUUGGGCCCAUCUUAGGUUAUUUUUGCGUAGUUUAGCAUUCGCCCCAUUUAAUGCACUACCCUAGUUUCUACGCCAAACUGUCACAAAUCCCUAUUCGACAUUAUAACCGUAGUAAUUAUUAUUUAUUGGAAAUAUUAUUGCUGGUUUUGUCAAUUUAAAUAUAUGCAUCGGUUGUAUCUUCUUUCUCACUGUAUGUCAUUCAUAUUUGUUCUUUUUUUUUACCGGUUGGCUUUCUCAAAGAAGUCAUUUGUGUUACCAGUCUGGAACAUUGGAGCACUUAUGUACACGGUCAUGUUUUGCUAUGUUUUUAUAUACCGUAAGUUAUCAAGACUUUGUGUGAUCACACCGUUAUCUAACCUUGAUUUGACCGAGCACAACAGAAUAUAGCUGGUAUUUUAAUGACUCCCUAUAACAAUUUCUCCUGAACUAAAAAUAAAGCUGGCCAGAGGCUUCAGUCCUUGUUUAUUAAAACUGCCUGACUUGAUGUUCAACAGUAUGUUUCUAAAUUACUCCCAAGAUUUGCUGCGACUUUCCUUCUAAAUCCAUUACAUAUGCCUUUUUAAGAAUAACCAGCGUUGGGAUGGCUAUCGCAGCCUUGCCUAGCCAAUCACAGAUUCUAAAUAAACACUGCUUGGCUUUAUGGGAAGCAUGGCUUUCCCAAUGUAUGAAGACAGGAAUGUUGGUCCUGAAUUAAACAUUCCCCAGUCAAAGCCACACUCAUUGACGGUUUGAGAAAUGAAAGGAAAACCUCACUGUGUUUUUUUAUGCAGAUGAUAAUACCCAUCAUAAUAUGAAAAGCACAUUUGUCUGUUUUUUUGCUUCGCUAAUGUAUUUUUGGGAGAAAGAGAAUAUGUUAAUGUUCCCCACAUGUGGCCUAGUCAUCUUUCCCUUCCUCUUCUAUCUUCAUCCUCCUCAUCCCCUCCUAUCUUCAUACACAACACAAUGUGUGUAAAGUGUCUGUGCUAAAGAUGUUUGUUGCACAGUUGGUCCCAAGAGAUCUGAGUCCAGCAGGAGAUGAUAAUAACUUGGACAACGCCACAUACAAGUCAUAGGUAGAGUUUAUGGUAGGGAAGCUAAGGACAUGUCCACUUUAGUUUGCACCACUGUGUCGGGUUAAUUGUCCCCACCCUGUUGUCCCCGUUAUUGCAAUCCAGCGGAACAUUUAUUUAUGGAGACAUUCAGUUCAAAUGAACAAAACAAUCUCUGACAGGUCUGCCAAAUCAGCAAGCUUAACCGACAUCUGACCUGCAAAUACAAACAACUUACUUCCUCAGAAAUUCUUCUUGCGCCCUUCUCGGUCUGUCCUGACCCUUUGUCUUUCUGUCCUGAACGUCUGUCUGUCUGGCAGCUUGCCCGUAGCAGUUCGGUUUGAGUCAAAAGGAAGAGAGUGCUACCUUUGCUUUUAUAAUAUAUUCAAUAUAUUUGUCAGCCAACACUUCUCUUUCCUUUAGGAAGUGUUCACUGACAUUCUAAUAAAUG